Closterium sp. Naga37s-1 is the source of this 4418-nucleotide messenger RNA. NCBI's taxonomy places the organism in Eukaryota, Viridiplantae, Streptophyta, Zygnematophyceae, Desmidiales, Closteriaceae. The record is from the annotation of a GenBank genome assembly.
CAGCUCCCGGCGCUAACGCCGGCACCAGCAGCAGUUGGAGCCCCCUUCCCCCACAGUCGCUAGUGGCCUUUUGGCUCACGAACCAGCAGCAACUCGUCUCCUCUCUACUGGCGUCCCUCGGCGACCUCCGCCAGCUGGUCGCCUCUGCCGCUGCCACGUGGCACGAGCUGCCACCUGGUGCUCCGUCAGCAGCCUCAGCAGCCACAGCUGUGACACGUGGCAUAGAAGAUCUAACUAGAGUCCAGGCGUCUCUCCUCCUCCUACAGCCCGCACCCACCACGAGCACGCCCGGCCUCCUUGCCUCCUCGCCUCCCACUCUCCUCCCGCCCACCGCCCCCCACGUCCUUCUCUCCAACUUUUCUCGCCUCAAACAAAUCUACCAGCACUUGCAGCAGUCUCUGGAAUGGAGUCUACCUGCUCCCGCCCCUGCUUCUGCUGAUGCUGCCGAUGCUGAUGCUGCUGCUGGUGGUGAGGGCAGUGAGGGUGCUGAGGGUGCUGGAGCAGAAGCGGAUGAUGGUGCUGCUGGUGCGGAUUCCCUCACGCGAUGGGUGCCUGGAUGGAGGGUUCUGCGGGAGGCCUUUAUCAAGGCAAAUGGUGUGGCACUUCAAUGCAAGAAGAUUCUCGGCCCCUUCUCCACUAUGACUACCACUGUGUCAGCGCAACCAGAAGAACACUCAACACCAGGAAACCACUCCACACCGCUUCCCACCGAAGCAUCUCCCACUCAAGCCGACAGCACCAUUGCUCCUUCCCACACUGCCGAUCUAACUCCGGAGUUUGCAGCCAGGUUGACUGCCUUCCACUCUGCAUAUGACACAGCACUGACCCAGGUGCUUCUGGGGGUGCAGUCCCUCUCUCGCUCUGCAAAACAGAGCGCUCAGGCCCUUGCAGCAAGAGAUGCAGAGGGGAAAGGAGAGGAAAAAGAGGCGGGGGCAGGGGAGGAAGGGCGAGAGGGAGAGGAAGAGUUGGUGGUGGAGGAAGGAAAGGAGGGUGUAGGAUUGGUUGAGGAUGGUGGUGGGGAGUUGGAAGGGGUGGAGGGGAGUAUUGUGGGGUGGAGCAAGGAGGCGGAGCGGCGGCUGCUGGUGCUGCGGCUACCCCACAUGGUGGCAGCGGUCGAUGCUGUGAGCGCUGUGGCUGAUGCAAACAGUAAGGCCAGUUCCAGUUCAGCAGCAUCAGAAGCAGCAGCAGCGGCGGCAGCAGUCACGCAGCGACUUGCUCAGCUGCAUGUCAUGUUGGAUCUAGUGGUCACUGCGUCGCUCCACCUGCUAGGAAGCUUCCUCUCGCUGCACAAAGCUGUGGCCAAGCUCACCCACGUGCUGGCAAAUCUCUUCAUCGCUCUCUUUGUGGCCAAGCUCACCCACGUGCUGGCGAAUCUCUUCACAGCGCUCUUCGUGGAGGGCUUCUGCACGCCAAAGGAUGCUCAGGAGGAGGAGGCGGGCAAGGGCGCGGGGAAGUUUGAGGAGGAGGAGGGCACGGGCAUGGGCGAGGGGCAGGGCAAGACGGACGUGAGCGAUGAGAUCGAGGACGAGAACCAGCUGAUGGGCACGCAGGACGAGAAGCAGGUACGUAUAUCUCACAGCAUUCUCUGCAUUCUCACUUCUCUCUGCAUUCCCGCUUCUCUCCGCAUUUUCACACCUCCCUUCCACUUUUCUCACUACGCGCUUGCCUCCUACAAAUAUGAGCAGGAGGAAGGGGAGAAGGGCAAGGACGACAAGCUACCCAAGGGAAUAGAAAUGCAGCAAGACUUCGAUGGGGAUAUGCAUGAUAUAAGCGAGGAUGAGGAGGAGGAUCAGGAGAAGGAAGAGGAGGGAGAGGAGGAACAGCAACUGGAUGAGGAGAUGGGAGAUGUUGGGGAUAAUGCUGAUGUGGUCGAUGAGAAGAUUUGGAAGGGGGAUGAGGAGGAGGAGGAGGAGGAGGAGGGGAAGAGGGAGAAGGAGAAGUUUGAGAAGGACUCUACGAUUUCGGGGGCGCGGGAGGAGGAUUUGGAGUAUAGGGGGAAGGAUGAGGAGGAGGAUGAGGAGGGAGGGGAGGGCGGGGAGGAUGAUAAGGAGGGUGGGGAGAAGGAUGGUGCAAAGGAGGAGAAAGAGGAGAAGGGGAAGGAGGAUCAGCAGGCGAAGAAGGACGAGAAGGGGAAGAAGCAAGGGGAGGAGGAGGGAGAGGGGGCGGAGGAGGAAGGGGGAGAGGAGGAGGGUGAGGUGAAUGAGUGGCAAGGAGAAGGGGAGGAGGAAGGGGAGGAGAUGGAGGAAUCUCACGGAAUUACACCGAGAAAGGAAGAGGAAGUUCCAGAGUUGGACCUUCCUGAUGAUAUGGAGAUAGAUGAAGGAGAGCAGGGUGGGAAGGAGGAGGGAGGGGAGGAGGAGGAGGGGGAGGCCGAGGUGGAAGAAGCUAAGGAGGCUAUGGGUUCACAUGGGAGGCCGCAAGAAGAGGAGGAGGAGGAAGAGGAGGGAGAGGUGAAGGAUGAUGAGUGGGAUGAAAUGGAUGGGGCGAAUGAUGGUGCUGGCGGUGCUGCUGCUGACGCUGCUGGUGGUGGGGAUGAGGAGGGGCAGGAGGAUGGGGAGGAGAAGGGUGAGGGAGAAGGGGAGGGAGAUGAGGAGAAGGAGAGGGAUGCUGAUGUGGAGAAGGAGGAAGGGGAGGAGGGUGAGGAGGAGGGAGAAGAAGGGGAGGUGAAGGAUGAGGAUGGGGAGGGAGGGACGGCGUCUGUUGAUGUGAUGGGGAUGGAAGAGGAGAAGGAGACCAAGGGGCAAGGGAAGGAGGAGGAGAAGGAAGAGGAGGAGAGGAAGAAGAGUGAGAGGAGUAUGGAGGGUGGGAAGGAGAGGAGGAAGGGGGAGGAGGGAGGGAAGAAGGAGAAGAGGAAGAAGGAGAAGGAAGAGGUGAAUCCGAUGAGAAGCUUGGGGAGUGCUUUGGAGGCUUGGAAAAAGAAGGUGAGUAUUGCAGGAGAUAUGGAGGAGGAGGAGGAAGAGGAGGAGGAGAAGGAGGUAGAGGGAGAGACAGAGGAGGAGGAUGGGGAGGGGGAGGAGGCAGAAGGGGCGAAGGAGGAGGGUGAGGAGGAGGACGAGGAGGAAUUGGAGGAAGGUGAAGAGAUGGAGGUGGAUGGGGAUGCAUCUGGAGCCAUGGAUUCGAGCUUCGUAUCCAUGAGAUGGAAAGAGGAGGCCAAGGAAACGGCGCGCUUGCGAGAGGCGGACGGGGAGAAGGAAGAGGGAGAGGCCGAAGAGGACGGAGCAGGAGAGGGCGCGGACGCUGCUGGCGGCGCGAGGGAAAAGGUGUGGACUGAGAUCGAACUAGAGCGCAUGCGAGCCGAGGUAGAAGCGCAGAUGCAGCGGAUGCGGGAGAGCGAGGAGGGCCGGCAGAAGCUCGAAGCGGCUCGCGACGCGUGGCGGAAAUACGAGCUGCUGUGCAGCGGCGCCUCUCAGGAGCUAGCAGAGCAGCUGCGGCUCAUUCUAGAACCUUCCAUGGCGACCAAACUGCAAGGAGACUACCGGUCGGGGAAGAGAAUCAACAUGAAGAAGGUGAUUCCGUACAUUGCAAGCGGGUUCAAGCGGGAUAAGAUCUGGCUGAGGAGAACCCGCCCGGAUAAGCGCAAAUACCAGGUGGUUCUAGCUAUUGAUGACUCGAGAAGCAUGUCGGAGGCACGGUGCGGGCAUCUAGCGCUCGAAGCAAUGGCCACGAUUUGCCGAGCCAUGUCGACGAUCGAGGUUGGGGAGAUCGGGGUCGUUGCUUUCGGCGAGCCGGGCAACGUGCGCAUGCUGCAUGAAUUGGACCGGCCGUUCUCCCCCGAAGCAGCCGUGCAAGUCAUCUCGCAAUUCUCGUUCAAGCAGGACAACACGAUUGCGGAUGAGCCAAUGGUGGAGCUGCUGCGGUUUCUGUCUGGGGCGCUGGAUUCUGCUGCGAUGAGAUACUCUGCGAGUGCGGGCACGGGAGGAGGCGGGCAUCUGGAGCAGCUGGUGCUGAUUGUGGCGGAUGGACGGUUUCAUGAGAAGGAGACCCUAAGGCGCACAGUGCGGCACGCCAUGGGCAAGGGGCAGCUGCUGGCCUUCAUUCUGCUCGACAGCCCUUCUGAAUCCAUCCUUGACAUGCAGGCGGGGUCCCAGCCUUCUCUCAACCUACCUGAACUGACUUUGAGAUUCGUACAAGCCAUACCCCGUUUCUCCCUGCCCUCUCCUGCACCCCUCCUGCAGUCCGUGUCAUUCUCAGACGGGGUGCCAGCCUUCUCAAGCUACCUGGACUCGUUCCCCUUCCCCUACUACAUCCUUCUGAGGGACAUCCACGCGCUCCCUCGCACGCUGGCAGGCCUGCUUAGACAGGUACGUGGCAUGGGGAAUGCUGGCAUGGGGAAUGCUGGCAUGGGGAAUGCUGGCAUGGGGAAUGCUGGCAUGGGGAAUGCUGGCAUGGGGAAUGCUGGCAUGGGGCUGAAGAGGUGA